GUGAGUGGCUCCCUGGCGGCGGCCAAUGGCUGAAGACCGGACGCGAGAUAUCCGCUGGAACAACGGGGGCCCUGUCAUCCCUCCUCCUCCCGCGCUCCUGACGCCUUUCACGGCUCCAAUCCACAGCCUCUCUCCGGACAGGCCAGUGGGGGAAAGUGACUCACGACACAGAAACAUGACUCCUCUUACCUUCGCUAAUACAACAAAGGUCACUUUUUAAAGUAAAUUUAGCGAGAAAACGCCGACUUUUGUCCCGUUUUCAACUUAAAAAUUAGAGGAGUGAAGCUAUUUUUUGUAUUAUUAUUUUUUUGGAUGCUUUAUGCGCAUGCGCCAAACAUGAGGCAAACACGGCUGUUUUUGACGGAUUUUAACGACUAACUUCUUUGACAGGAGGAAUAAAAACGUUUUGGAUUUACACCCAAGUGGAGAUUAAAGUGUUGAAAACACGUUUUUCAGAUGUGUUCCAUGCCGGUUCCAGCGGCCCCUCAGUCCCACCAUGGAUCCCAGAAGUCCAAGCUUCAACGGCGGGGGAGGACGACCCCACAGGCGGCCGACGCGGGACGACGGGAGCCCGCGGCCUUUGCAAGCCGGCGACGGCGCGGCGGGUACCUGGUUUCCUCCAGCGACGCUUGCAUUGGAACAGUUGAGGAUAACUGGGAACCGCAAUGAGUACACAGAAGGGCCCGCCGCCCAGCACGGGCAAAAAGGUGACUCUGUGACCACGCCCGUCUCCCACGGAAAGCGGCUCAGUAAUGAUCAGACCCACCCGGGGUCCACCGAGACCAGCGCGGCCCGACAGAUAAUCAAUAAUCAGCCCAAGCCAGAGGCGCUGACGUGGAGCGGGAAGAACGCGAACGAGGAUCCGAGGGGCGGCGUGCACAAACACUCGGAGUGCGCCCGCUGCGGCCUGUGCCGCUGCUCGGAGUGCAGGCGGCCCCGGGCGCUGCCGUCCUGCUGGAUGUGCGGCGGGCGCUGCGUGUGCUCGGCGCAGCACGCGGCCGAGUCUUGCACCUGCGUGUGCUGCCUCAAGGGUCUGUUCUACCACUGCUCCAGCGACGACGAGGACACGUGCGCGGACAAGCCCUUCUCCUGCUCGCAGUCCCGCUGCUGCGUCCGCUGGGCCGCCGUCGCGCUGAUGGCCGCCGCGCUCCCGUGUCUCCUCUGCCACCUCCCGGCCAGGGGAUGCGUCGCCGUCUGCCAGGGCUGCUACGACCGAGCCACCCGGCCCGGCUGCCGGUGCGAGAACGCCCUCCCCUGCGAGACGGCGCGCAAACCAACGUAGAAGACGCCUCGGCGGCCCGGUCGGCUCGGUUUACUUCCACCGAUGAUCUAAAGUCAUACUUGAAAGCAACGCCAAAACACUCAACUCUUCUAAAAGUAUACAGACUCCCACGGGAUAAUGCCUCCAUUCACAAACUUAAAUGUACCAUAUUUUUCGGACUAUAUGUCGCAGUUUUUUUCAUAGUUUGGCCGGGGGUGCGACUUCUACUCAGGAGCGAUUUAUGUGUGAAAUUGUUAACACGUUACAAUAAAAUAUCAAAUAAUAUUAUUUAGCUCAUUCACGUAAGACAGUGGUCCGCAACCACCAUGAAAAAGGGAGGUUUUUGUGGUUGGCGCACUAAUACUGUGUAUAGCUCGGUUGGUAGAGCGGCCGUGCCAGCAACUUGAGGGUUGCAGGUUCGAUUCCCGCUUCCGCCAUCCUAGUCACUGCCGUUGUGUCCUUGGGCAAGACACUUUACCCACCUGCUCCCAGUGCCACCCACACUGGUUUAAAAUGUAACUUAGAUAUUGGGUGUUCACUAUGUAAAGCGCUUUGAGUCAUUAGAGAAAAGCGCUAUAUAAAUAUAAUUCACGUCACGUAAGACAGUGGUCCCCAACCACCAUGAAAAAGGGACGUUUUUGUCAUGAAAAAGGGAGGUUUUUGUGGUUGGUGCACUAAUACUGUGUAUAGCUCGGUUGGUAGAGUGGCCGUGCCAGCAACUUGAGGGUUGCAGGUUCGAUUCCCGCUUCCGCCAUCCUAGUCACUGCCGUUGUGUCCUUGGGCAAUACACUUUACCUACCUGCUCCCAGUGCCACCCACACUGGUUUAAAAUGUAACUUAGAUAUUGGGUUUCACUAUGUAAAGGGCUUUGAGUCACUAGAGAAAAGCGCUAUAUAAAUAUA
Molecule: messenger RNA, 2163 nt
Organism: Nerophis ophidion (straightnose pipefish)
Lineage: Eukaryota; Metazoa; Chordata; Actinopteri; Syngnathiformes; Syngnathidae
Gene: spry2
Product: sprouty RTK signaling antagonist 2
Exons: 2
Coding region: 497-1282 (261 amino acids)
Biological process (GO): negative regulation of fibroblast growth factor receptor signaling pathway; multicellular organism development; negative regulation of Ras protein signal transduction
Cellular component (GO): membrane; cytosol
Source: RefSeq, a predicted model, not a curated record